This is a messenger RNA of Histoplasma mississippiense, 1113 nucleotides long. RefSeq lists its product with no specific name. The record is from RefSeq and is a predicted model, not a curated record. Gene Ontology annotation, biological process: positive regulation of ribosomal protein gene transcription by RNA polymerase II. Gene Ontology annotation, molecular function: RNA polymerase II cis-regulatory region sequence-specific DNA binding; DNA-binding transcription factor activity, RNA polymerase II-specific. Lineage: Eukaryota; Fungi; Ascomycota; Eurotiomycetes; Onygenales; Ajellomycetaceae. Bases 1 to 1113 code for a protein of 370 amino acids. The transcript is spliced from 3 exons.
AUGCUUCUGCAGGGGGAGACAUCCCGUACGGCACAGCUGCCUGACCUUUUCAUCCUUCAGCUUUCAAAUGAGGGGCCCACUCCAUGCUGGCCUAUGAUUCUCAUCACAGAUAAUGGCAAGACCAACCAGCUGGGGCGGCUGAAGUAUGCUGCUGUGAUGAGACAUAAGAAUCCUCUACUCUGUACAAUAUCUCAUCUGGCAUUCUAUCUGUUCUACCGCUGGAAUAUUGAUCCCUUCAAGCCUCUUUCGUACGAUACUCAGCUUCAAUUUGAUUCGUACGAGAGAUUGAGCCAGAAACAGAGACAGACACAGAAGAGGGAAAGAGAAGCAGCAGAAAUGGAAGAAGUGAAGAAGACAGAGCAAGAAUUGUCAGAGAAUGAACAAGACUUAGCAGCUCAGAGAUUUCUGCGGCUGCUGAAGCAGCUUCAUACAGUGAUUCUUCAGGACUCUGUGCUUCUGCAGAGGCAGUUCCCUGACCACCCUCUAUGGUCAGAUGCUCUCUUCGUACGAGAGGAUUAUCAGAAGUAUACUCUUCAGAUUGUUCAGGCUCUUGAGACAGCUGUGGAGCCUCAGAAGAUUCAGAUUCAGCGAGUAGUAUCUGUCAUUGCUGAUCAGCUGAAAAAUGUGCGACAGGAGAUGAUUCAGUCCAUUGAUAAGUGGGGUUAUGAGAAUCAACAGCUGCAGCAAAAAAUGGCUCAGCAGCUUGCUGAUCUAGUUGAUGGUCAAAUCAUUUUCUCCAUACAGGCAGUUCCUCAGAGAUCUGCUGCUCAGAAUUCAGUGAUGAAUCUGGCUGCCAUUCCCUCUACUUUCUCUCUGCCCUCCUCUUCUUCUACUUUUUCCAGAGACAUCGUACAGAGGUCAGUGGAGUCAGAGAUGGAGAUGAGACAAUCAUCAUCUAACAAUGCUGAAUCUGUGGAUCUGACAGCCACACUUCUCACCUCUUCCCGGACAGGAAAUGGCUAUUCUCUUUCCCGUACAAUACAGUCAGUGCCUGAUCUGUGGCGGGAGUGGACCACUGGUCUGGGGGGUGGUCCAUCAGUGCAGAGCCUGGAGGAUCAGGGAGGCAGCUGGCGCAAGGGCUCCUCCAAGGAGCAGGUGAUGUUCUGCCGGUGA